This is a messenger RNA of Trichoderma virens Gv29-8, 1936 nucleotides long. RefSeq lists its product as uncharacterized. The transcript is spliced from 4 exons. The coding region runs from base 162 to 1694 and encodes 510 amino acids. Lineage: Eukaryota; Fungi; Ascomycota; Sordariomycetes; Hypocreales; Hypocreaceae. The record is from RefSeq and is a predicted model, not a curated record.
AGAAUAAGUCGUUUGCGGCCUAUAGCUUGGAUAUCGCCAAAGGAACCAUCAGACACAGAGAGCGACACUGUUCUUUGUUCCACUGCUUCCUAUUAUUACGGGCGGCUAGACUGAACAGCCGUGGAACCAUAUCCCACAUCUUUGGUUGUUCCGGAUUCACCAUGGCUAGUCGUGGAGAUCGCUUUGAGAGAGAUCGCCUCUUUGGCGACAGGGUUCAAGAGAGAGAUCGAUUUGUCGAGGAGGACCGACUUUUUAUGAGUGGCGGACGUGGCGCCCGAGAGCAGUCCGCCGACCGAUUUGACCGGCUAUACGGAAGGACAUCCUACGAAGACGAUCUUGUCCGUGACCGCCGAUUCUACGAAGAUGAUACCCGCUUCGAACGCCGGCCCGAGCCUCGCGGAGAGCCCCUUGACCGCCGGGUCGUAGUGGAAAAAGAGCGCGAUCGCGAAUACUACCGUGACUCUUCCCCGCGACGCCCGGGUAUGAUGCGCCGCCAAUCAUCUCUCGACACCUAUGACCGCCGCCCGCUCCCCAAGUUCUUUGACCAGCGAGAAGAGUUUCCGCCACCGGCCCGGCGCGAGGACAUUCGCCGAGAGGAGUACCGCGAGGAGUACCGCGCCCCGUCAUACACACCCAUUCCGCUGCCCAAGGCCCGGGGCUUGCCGGCUCGGCAAUAUGAUGAGCGCUUUUACGAGGACAUCCGCGUUGAGCAUGAUCACAUCGAAGGAGGUAUCCCGCGCGAGCGUAUUGUUGAGAGAGAGAUUAUCCGUGAGAAGGAAAAGGGAAAAGAAAAGCGAAGCACGAGCCGAGAAUCUCGUUCCACCAAGAAAAGCCACCGAGGCCGAUCACGAGCGUCCAAGUCUUCGACUCGAUCUUCUAGCAGCAGCAGCAGCAGUAGCAGCAGCAGUGGUGGUGGCACCACACUCAAGAGCGUUAAGAGCGAGUACCCGAAGAAGGGCAAGACGAGAAUUCCCGCCAGGCUGGUGUCUAAGCGGGCUUUGAUAGAUAUUGGCUAUCCCUUCAUCGAAGAGGGCAAUGUCGUUGUCGUUCAAAAGGCCCUGGGACAGGCCAAUAUUGAUCAUUUACUCAAACUCAGUGAAGAGUACAAGAGCAGCGAACUUGAAAUUUCUGCGGCUCGGUCCUCAGCCGGUGAAAUCAUUCGGGAGCGCAGAGAAGAGCUCAUCAUCGAAACGCCAGCUCAUCACCAUCAUCCUCUUCCUCUUCCUCUUCCUCCUCAACAGACCAUCGUUAUUCCCGCUCCCGCUCCUCCGCCUCCCGUCAUCAUCGAUGCUACUCCCCGCGAUGUCGAGCUCAUCGAUAAGACGGUGUACAGCGAAAUGUCACCAUCGGUGAGCAGCAGGAGCCGCUCUCGCGCCCGCUCCCACUCCCAUCAUCACCAUCACCACAGCAGCAGCAGCGAGUACCAGCUGGUGGAGCGCCAUCGAUCUCGAUCACGAAGCGGCAAAGACAUCCGUGCCGAGAUUCGAGCCCUUGAAAAGGAGCUGGCACACGGCCGAAGGCGCGAAGUCGGCGAGAAGGAGCUCGUCCGGACCGAGAGGCUUCCCAACGGCGAACUCAUCGUAUACGAGGAGCAGGUGGAGAGGUUUGCGUCCCACAAGCCGGCGCGUAUCGAGAAGGACAAGAAAGGACCCUCUCCUGGGAUUAUGCGUGCCAUGCUUGCGACCCUGACUUGAGCGUUGCAAGGAUUGUUGUGAGACAACGAAGUCAUGAAUUAAUGAAUGAACGGAUGAAAGAUAUUUGUUUGGACAUGUUGUUGUAGAAUGCUUCACUGUUUGAGGUCAAAGGGUUGAAUUGGCUACAGCUGGUUGAUGCUGUUUUACUAUGUGGCUUACGGAUCUGGGUAUUUGGCAUGAAGGCUUAUAUAUAUUGGACAUAUUAAAGAGUUUGAUGAAACGGAAUACUAUUUAUUUGUUUU